AUGAUGGAAGCAAUGUCGAUACAGCAUCAUCAUCAACAACAACAUCAAGAACUUCAAGAACAACACCAAAACCCUGUUCGAAGGAUGGAUGAACCAUUCCCAUUGAAGUUACACCGACUUUUGAACGAUGUGGAACACACUCCGCAAGCAGGCAUUUUGGCGUGGGAUCCAGAAGGAAGGUCCUUCACAAUCUUCCAACCAAAGGAGUUUGCUGAAUCCAUCAUGGGACAGUACUUUCGUCAAACGAAGUACAAGUCUUUUCAACGCCAAAUGAAUCUAUAUGGUUUUUCCCGUGAGGUUCGUGGAAAGAUUCGAGGAGUUUACUCCCAUCCCCUCUUUAUUCGAAAUGAUCGAGACUUGUGCCUUCAAAUCAAACGAAGUAACCGCGUUCCGGCCAGGUCCUUUGGAUCCCCGUCGCACAGUUCCAUGAUUUUGAAUGGAAACAACAGCAACGACAAUACCAAUAUCAAUACUAAUACUGCGCCAGUAGAAGCGGCUGCUACUAUUGAUGUGAGCAGUCCCUUGUUUGCUCCCCUGAAACUUCUGCCAGAACAAGCUUCCAUGAAUCGUGGUGUUGGUGGUAUGAAUAAUACUGCAAAUGUCAUUAGUCUUGGCAUGGCACAAGGAGUACCAAGACAACACAGCAGUACUACUACUACUACUACUACUACCAAGACCAUGCAACACUACAACCAUUUCAUUCCCAGCUUUACCUUGCCAGUUGGUGGCCUGUCUAAUGUUUACUCUUCUGCAUCAUCAUCAGCUGCCAAGCAAAUCAGUCUGGAUGAUGGAGAAGAGAGCAUGGGGACCAUUGAUGAGCUUCCCAGCAAUUCUGAUUCCUUGGGCUUUUUCUUCGGAGAGGAGGAAGAGUUCAUUGCCAACACCGCUCCCAACACCGCAUCGGAUGAUUUUGCCCCGGUGGCGGUCUAA
Molecule: messenger RNA, 930 nt
Organism: Cylindrotheca closterium
Lineage: Eukaryota; Bacillariophyta; Bacillariophyceae; Bacillariales; Bacillariaceae
Source: the annotation of a GenBank genome assembly